Messenger RNA from Meriones unguiculatus (Mongolian gerbil), 10239 nucleotides. RefSeq names its product DLG associated protein 2 (gene Dlgap2). The coding region runs from base 538 to 3705 and encodes 1055 amino acids. The transcript is spliced from 15 exons. Gene Ontology annotation, molecular function: molecular adaptor activity. Gene Ontology annotation, cellular component: postsynaptic specialization; glutamatergic synapse. Gene Ontology annotation, biological process: signaling. The record is from RefSeq and is a predicted model, not a curated record. Lineage: Eukaryota; Metazoa; Chordata; Mammalia; Rodentia; Muridae.
UGAAAUGAGAUUAUAGGCAUUUAUCUGAAAGAGCAGGAGACAGAGCACCUGCUCGCGGUAAUUGCCAUCCCAGGGGAUAACACUGCGCUCUAAUCAAGGCGUCCAUCUCCAUGGCUAAUUUUGUUACGAGCAGAGAGCUUGCCUUUUCUGCUUGGUGCCAGGAAGCCCCCAUAUCCACAUGGAAUCCACUCCAGAUCCAUGUUUUCUAUUACGCUUGAAUAUAUGGGACAUGCAUAGCGAUCCUAUGCCUGCCACCGUGCUGCAGUGUGCCUGUUUUGCAGAGUACUGUGUCUGCCUAGUCCAGGCUGAGGCUCACUGGAGCCGUGGCCACUCACUUGGUCACCCCAGCCUCCUCCCUCCUUUGCAGCGAGGUUGAAGUGCCCCUGUGUGCACAGCUUCCCAUCCUCUGAGGAGCUGCCUGCGCUUUGCAUUCGGAUGCUGCAAACCCUGUAGCGGGAGUCUUGCUUCGGGAUCACUGUAGUGGGACCCUAACUUCCCAUUUCCCAAAGGACAUGUAUAGAAGGUCGGGCCUGCCCCAUGGAGCUGAGGCUGACUAAGCUCAAAGGCAACUUUCACGGAUUGACUCUGUUCAAAGAGUCUCAGUGCACCCUCUGUGGAGAGCCGGAAGAGGAAGAAGGAGGAGACUUGGCCCAGCCGGGCCUCGGCUUCCCAGGUCCAGCAGAAGAGGACAUAGACCAGCAAUACUCAUGGUCUCCAACGCAGCACUUCAAUGAAGAGAGGUAUUCGCCUGCACCCAGGAACAUGAAAGGGUUAGCCGGAAGCCGGAACCAGCCUCAGCUAUGUGCAGGUCAUACGUGCGGCCUGUCACCCGCUGAUGACUGCGAGCACCCCCAUGAUCACAUGCACCAUGGGCCAGACGUGCGGCAACCCUAUCUCCUCAGCCCGGCUGAGAGCUGCCCGAUGGACCACCACCGCUGCUCGCCCAGGAGCUCUGUCCACUCAGAGUGUAUGAUGAUGCCAGUCAUGCUGGGCGACCACGUGUCCAGCAGCACCUUCCCCCGGAUGCACUACAGUUCACACUACGACACGAGGGAUGACUGUGCCAUGUCCCACACAAGUACCAAGGUAAAUCGCAUCCCCGCCAACCUUUUGGACCAGUUUGAGAAACAGCUGCCCCUGCACAGGGACGGGUUCCACACACUGCAGUAUCAGAGGGCCUCGGCCACCACAGAGCAACGGAAUGAGAGUCCAGGCAGGAUCCGGCAUCUGGUCCACUCCGUCCAGAAGCUUUUCACCAAGUCGCAUUCUUUGGAGGGGUCAUCCAAGAGUAACGUCAACGGGACCAAGAGUGACAGCCGGGUGGAUGAGCACCACCACAGUCACCAUUCCAAACACAGCAGAAGGAGUAAGAGCAAGGAGCGGAAGCCGGAGGGCAAGCACAAGUCUGGUAUGAGCAGCUGGUGGAGUUCCGACGACAACCUGGACAGUGACAGCACAUACCGGACACCCAGCGUGGCCAACCGCCACCACAUGGACCACAUCUCCCACUGCUACCCCGAGGCGCUGCAGAGCCCCUUUGGGGACCUCUCCCUAAAGACUUCCAAAAGCAACAGUGAUGUUAAGUGCUCAGCUUGCGAAGGCCUGGCCCUGACGCCAGACACCAGGUACAUGAAGCGUAGCUCCUGGUCCACGCUCACGGUGAGCCAGGCCAAGGAGGCCUACCGCAAGAGCUCCCUGAACCUGGACAAGCCCCUGGUUCACCCAGAGACCAAGCCUUCCCUGCGCCCGUGCCACUACCUCCAGGUGCCUCAGGACGAUUGGGGUGCAUACCCCACAGGUGGUAAAGAGGAGGAGAUACCCUGCCGCAGGAUGAGGAGUGGCAGCUACAUCAAAGCCAUGGGUGAUGAAGAGAGUGGCGAGUCAGACUCCAGCCCCAAAACCUCCCCAACGGUGGCCAUCCGGCCAGAGCCCCUGAUCAAGUCCAUUGUACAAAGACCACUUGGAGACCACCAAACCCAGAGCUACCUGCAAGCUGCCACUGAGGUGCCUGUUGGUCACAGCCUGGACCCAUCAGUCAACUACAACUCCCCGAAGUUCCGGUCCAGAAACCAGAGCUACAUGCGGGCUGUGAGCACCCUGAGCCAGGCCAGCUGUGUGAGCCAGAUGAGUGAAGCAGAAGUUAACGGGCAGUUCGAGUCGGUAUGUGAAUCAGUCUUCAGUGAAGUUGAAUCUCAGGCCAUGGAUGCCCUUGACCUUCCUGGGUGUUUCCGAACGAGAAGUCACAGUUACCUUCGAGCCAUCCAAGCGGGUUACUCCCAAGACGAUGAAUGUAUUCCUGUGAUGACGCCCUCCAACAUGACCUCAACCAUCAGGUCAACAGCAGCUGUCUCCUACACAAAUUACAAGAAGACACCUCCCCCGGUGCCUCCUCGGACCACCUCCAAGCCUCUGAUCUCUGUGACAGCCCAGAGCAGCACAGAAUCUACGCAGGACGCCUACCAGGAAAGCCGUGCCCAGAGGAUGUCCCCGUGGCCUCAAGAUAGCCGUGGUGGCCUCUACAACUCCAUGGACAGUCUAGACAGCAACAAGGCCAUGAAUUUGGCUCUGGAAACAGCUGCAGCUCAGCGCCACGCAGCUGACGCUCAGAGUAGCUCAACAAGAAGCAGUGACAAGGCAAUCCUGGUCUCCAAGGCUGAAGAGCUUCUUAAAAGCCGCUGCUCCUCCAUCGGGGUCCAGGAUUCUGAAUUCCCUGAUCAUCAACCCUACCCAAGGUCAGAUGUAGAAACAGCCACGGAUUCCGACACGGAGAGCAGAGGCCUACGGGAGUACCACUCUGUUGGUGUGCAAGUAGAAGAUGAAAAGCGGCAUGGCCGUUUCAAGCGCUCCAACAGUGUCACGGCUGCUGUGCAGGCUGACUUAGAGCUGGAGGGCUUCCCCGGACAUAUCACCAUGGAGGACAAGGGCCUGCAGUUUGGAUCCUCCUUCCAGCGCCAUUCAGAGCCCAGUACCCCGACCCAGUAUGGGGCACUGAGGACUGUGCGGACGCAGGGCCUCUUCAGUUACAGGGAAGACUACAGGACACAGGUGGACACGUCUACCCUGCCGCCCCCGGAUCCCUGGCUGGAGCCAUCACUGGACACGGUGGAGACUGGCAGGAUGUCUCCGUGCCGAAGGGACGGCUCAUGGUUUCUGAAAUUGCUGCACACGGAGACGAAGAGGAUGGAAGGCUGGUGCAAGGAGAUGGAGAGGGAAGCAGAGGAGAAUGAUCUCUCCGAAGAAAUUCUAGGGAAGAUCAGGAGUGCUGUGGGAAGUGCUCAACUGCUCAUGUCCCAGAAGUUCCAGCAGUUUUAUUGGCUUUGUCAGCAGAACAUGGACCCCAGCGCCAUGCCAAGACCAACAUCACAGGACCUAGCUGGCUACUGGGAUAUGCUACAGCUGUCCGUGGAGGAUGUCAGCAUGAAAUUUGAUGAGCUGCACCAGCUGAAGCUCAAUGACUGGAAGAUAAUAGAGUCACCCGAAAGAAAGGAAGAAAGGAAGAUCCCCCCUCCAAUACCAAAGAAGCCCCCCAAGGGGAAAUUCCCCAUCACGAGGGAAAAGUCCCUGGACCUGCCAGACAGACAGCGCCAGGAAGCCCGGCGCAGGCUCAUGGCAGCCAAGAGAGCCGCCUCCUUCCGUCAGAACUCCGCAACGGAGAGGGCAGAUAGCAUCGAGAUCUACAUCCCCGAGGCCCAGACACGGCUCUGAGGACCAGAGGUGGCCGCGCGCGCCUGGCUUCGUUCUUUUUCACAAAAUGCUUGUACAGUUUAUUGCCUACCUGGUAGCUUCUCUCUCACCCUCCACCGGAUUCACCCUUGCCGUGUUCUCCGCACUGUAGACAGUGAACCUCGGAUUCCUAGUUCGCUGAGCUCAUGGCAAGAUUGACUCUGAAGGACGUCGGCUCUGAGGAGCAGGCUUGGUGAGCCCCGACUUACCUCCCUGUUGGCAGAGGGCCGCCCAGUGACCUCUUGAGAUGGACCCUCGCUUUCUCUUUGUUAUUUCUAUUUUUAUAAAUUGUGUGAUAACCAGAGGUCACUACAAACGGGUGCAUCUCCCCACUCUUGAGAGGCAUUAGACAUCCAAGUGGAAGGUGCUACAACUCGAAAGGCAGGAAAGACAGCCAGACCUGUUCCCCAUCACCCGAGCUACUCUCCCCAGCGAGCUGCCCCUUGUCCCUGCUGUCCUCACCAGUCCUGCCGCCCCAGGAAGCGCUCAGUUCCUUGGUUGACAUUCGUGAUGACAGAAAGGGGUCACUCCAACGUCCCCACCAUGUGGUUCUCCAAAAGGAAAUGACAAGGCUGGAUGUCCCCCCACCCCCUCCCCAAAAAAUCUAGCAUGGAAUGUUCACAUUCAAAGCUAACUGAACAUUCCUCUAAGAGAGGGACCCAUGGAAAGGACUGGCAGGAGCCCAGAGAAUACAAAGAGGAAAAAAAAAAAAAAAACAAAAAAAAAAACUAAGAAAUGGUCAUAGUAUUUUUAUCCCUUGGUAACUUAAACCACUACACAGAGAUUUUUGUUUAAACUUCACUGCUCAAGCUACAUGUACUUUUUAUAUAUGUUACAUACGUUCUCAAACUGCUAUCACUUGACUUCCCAGGGUACCUUUAAAGGAGUUUGCUUGUUUAAGAUGACAAUUGUGAUGUUGUAAACCAUGUAAGAAAUAUGAAUGUGAGUGGUAAGUAUAUCAGUUAAAAUGGUAAAGAAGAAAAGUUAGUUUAUACUUGUAUUUUUCCAGAAUUCUUUUGUCCUAUGCAGUACUGCUGAAGUUAAGAAUAUGUUUCUUGCCUGUGUUAGAUAAGGAGAGAAAGAGAGAGAGUGAGAGAUCACGCAUGGUGAUUUCCAACUAUAGAUUUUAAGAAAGGUAAUCAGUGCUCAUGACUCAGAGGGUGCCGAGAGGGAAAAGAUUGGCUCUGAUGAACAGGCUUUGUGUAAAUGAUAUUUACACACUAAGGUCUUUUUGUAACCCGACCUCUGCAUGGAAGUUCAGAUGCCACGGAGAAUGAGCAGAUUCCCUUGGCCCCGAUCUCAGAGUUCUGUGUUCUGCAAGCGCAGGCUCCCACCCAUCCCAGGUCGUCCCUCUCACUGCUUUAAGGAGCACUCGUGCUUAGCCAUAGGCAGAAAGCCUUCCACAGCUCUGUAGCACUUUGUGUUCUCCCUGUGACUCGCACUUUAAACCGUCCCCGGGGCCCCCUCUGCAGCCUGGCUACAUCUCCGGUCACCAUGCGGGUACCCGGCGAGGCAGCCUUGCUGCUCUGGCGUUGCUAAGACGCCUCUGGCCUCUUCCUCAUCCUCUACAUUCCACUACGCAUGGGGGGCACGGUUGAUGAUACAGCAUGUCAAGCCUCAAAGUUUUACUUUUUUAAAAAGCUGAGUAGUUAAGAAUUCCCUAUAAUAGCAAAACCCUAUAAAUUGAGCCUUGUAUCUGGUAUAUAUUUUACCAAACAGCCUUAAAAUAUAUUGGGAAGCAAAAAUCAUACGAAUGUAUACCCUUUAAAAGAUGCAAAAAAAAUAAUAACCCCCAAAAUAUUCUUCUAUCACUAAACCCUGUUUCCCCAGAGUGUUCAAAUCAUUUUCUAUCUAAAUAAAUAAUGUAAAUCCUGAAUAGUGUACAAUAUAAUGAUGCUUACUCCUGUACUCAAUGCCACUGUGUUAAAAAAAAAAAAAAGUAUGUUGUAAGCACUGGUAUUUCAGACUUUUGAAGCAAUGUAUCCUAUAAUUGCCAUUUAGAAGUAACCAGAGGUAAGCAGAACUAACCGUCCAUCCCAUAGCUGAAGGAAAUGCAGAAAGCAAAUGUCCCUGCUGCCCAAACCCAUGAGGACACCUGGCAGACUUUUCUAUCAUUUCCUCAAAUGUAUACAACAUACACCGAAGCAAAUUGUAACAUUAGACAAUCAUUUUUUUUGUCUCAAACCCCAAAUUCUAUAGACCCAACUUGAACAAAGUAUCCACUAGAUUCUGAUUACUUAUGUCAUCCAUAUUCAUUUUUUCAUCCAGUAUUGCCCAUAGUCUUGGCCUAAACGCCCCCUUGCUGAGCAAAUCUUCCUUCCCUGAGUUGCACAGUGAAAAAUGUGUCCCUAUCUGGUUCACUAGGUUCCAAAGAGUAUUAUUUAAUGGCCGAACAGAUGCCUGCUGCUAGCUCUAAUGGAGUGUCAGCUGUUCGUGUCCCCCUUGCAAGUGCAAUAGCUUCAGUUCUCAUGCAGGUGACACUCUGUUGUGGAACAAGAAGAUAAGCCAUGUUUACACUGCAUCAUCCAAGCAGAGGCAAACAGCAUCGGUCAUGUGUGCGUGCUGUUCCCGCUAGCUCCGUUAUUUCAGUCGCUCUCAGGAGGUUCGUGGUGUGGAGUUCUCCUUCAAAAAACUGACACAAGGACGUGGCCAUGGCAUGGCGCUGUUAUCUAUAACAGCACACCUGUGUUCCCAGAGAUGCCACCAAGCACUGGAGAGACUUGAGCAUCAUCAGUUCAGAAUCCCUUCCUCUCAACAUCGGGUCAAUGUGGACCUUGCUGUGCCGAGCUGUGAGAGCAGUGAGGAAGCAAGUGCAGCUGGAGAGCAGGACCAGGGGGAGGAAAGUGGCUGAGAAACAAGAUUCUCUUCCCUGCACUUUUCUGGGCAUCUCUACUUGUUCCUGUUGUGAAGAUGGUUGUCACCAGAAUUUAUUGUUCCCACGUCUUUAUCACCCAAUCUAGUAUGAUGUAGAAAGGAGCCAACUUGUUUUAUGCCCAGAAAUCACCUUGUCAUUGAAAAGGAAAUGCCCACAUUUUUAACUUUAAACCACACUGUAAGACUUCAACUAUUCAAUGGGAAGCAAAUACUUAGAAAAAAUACAAAUUAUAUCUAAGACUGCCUCAAAAACUUACACAAAACAAUAAGCUGCAAAAUAGAGGCGGUCUUCCAACCGCCUUUAUGGAAAUGCCCAAGUUCUGAGUAGAAUAACACAAAAGGUACGCAGCUCAUACGAUGGCUCCUUCUUCUUGGGGUGACUGUCCCAGUUCACCCCAUCUUGCUUUCUGCCUUUGGUUAGCAUAUUGAGCAAGUACUGUUUCUACCACCCUAACUUCAAUUUGCUGCCUCUGUGUGUUCACUACACACCCCAAACCCAGGACCCCAGGAUGAGAUUUCUCUGGAAAUAUGGUAAUAUCAUGGGCACAUGGCCCAAGUGCCUGUAGCAAUCAUAGAACUCCCUGCCUUAGAAACAGCAGUCUGGUUUGGGCCAAACAUUUUUUAAAGACAAAGUCUCACUGUGGAUAGUACAGGCUGGCCUCAGUUUUACAAUUGUCCCACCUCUUUCUUCUGGGUGCUGGGAUUACAGAUGUGCACCAUCACACUCAGCCUUGGUCCGUGAUUUUUGCCAGCAGAUGUGGGCUGGAAUGAAAGAGUGACGCAUACUGGCCUUUGCAGUUGUUGUGGGAUAAUCAGGUUUCAGCCAGCCUUCCUGUGUCUGUCCACACAGCUGGAAGCUGGUCACACUUCCAGGGGCACACAGGUCAGGCGGGCUUCAGCUGCUUUCCCUUCCCCCACCGACCAGCGGUGUCAGUUACCUUGCUCAGGGCCCUCUGACCACAGCUCCAGGAUAUCCACAUUGACAGAAGCUGACAAGCCAUGUGUCAGGGAGACUCAGGCUGACCGGUUAGCAAGACUGUGCCUGCUGAGGACAGAGGAACUCCCUCUGGUGUUGGAGAGGUGGCAGCAAUCCCCCUAGGGCAUGUAUCUUGAAGGAAACUGGCAGUCUGGAGUAAUAAUGGUCUUGAGAAGACACCUAAGCCCAAGCUCAGCCCACCAACUGCAGACUUGAAGCACAGAGCACAGGCGUGCUUUCCCAGGUCACAUGCUUUCACAUACAUGUGUCGCCCAGCCAUUUUUUCACCAGCCUUGGCUAUCUUCCUGUUCUUGCAUAUCACUACCUUCAUGGUUACCGAUGUUUUUAUCAUUUUCAAACUACAUUCACUGGAAGUUCUGGGGAGUUUCUUAUUUCUACCCACUCGUUGCUUAUUCUUCUAAGUAGGUUUGGAUCCAACCCCGGGGGGUUCUAAAGCUGGGAAACCACAGGCUUCAAAGAUCAAGAAUAUAACGUCCUCUGAGCGGCAGUGGCCUCAGCUCCCUUGGUGAGCAGGGCCCUUUGCACUGCCUCAUGUCCUGACACUGCCUGCCAUGAACACAGCACAUUAGUGGACGUUGUCCCUGGGCCCUCGUGUUCCACGUGCUUCCUGUGGAGAGUGGGAAGGUGCAGCACACUGAAGGCAGUGAACGCCCCUGUCAGGCUAGAUGCCUUCUCCAUAGGAUGGCGCCAAAAGUUUGAGAUGUCACAGAGAAGGUGCCAAGAGUCCCGGGGCUCAGCCAAACCUCCAGAACUUAUGCGUGCAACAGCUAGAACAUGUCUUCACUUGGGUCCCUGUUUUUUCUUCCAUAAUGUGCUGUUAGCAUUACUGUCCCUCCCCACCUCUCUCCCAGGCAGACACAGUGUAAGGAUCAGUGACAGAUGGCCUCUAGCAUCUUUAAGCUUGGAGCUUCAUGGUGAAUGUGUAUUGUGGCCCCAUUCUAUGCAGAACGCUGGCCGAGCCAGUGAGGGCACAAGAAGGGACAUUUACUUUGGGGUCCUGUUUUGCCUAGGCAGGAGGUUAAAAACAAGAAUGCGGGGAGUGGGGGGCACAGAAAUAGAACAUAAUAGCCAGGGAGGGACUGCUUUUUCCUGCUGGCUGGGACUUCAGUUUUUAUACUUCUACCACAAUCAAGAAUCCGCAACACCAACAAGAAUUGGGCGAUGUCUUUACCAUCCUGUCAGCUCAGCUCCCUCCUGGAUGAACUGAACGGAUGUUAUCUGUAUGUUAAAGUGAUGAAAGAACAGUACUACCUGGAAAACAGAGGGACGUGUGUGUGAAGAGCACCAGAAUGGACUCAGCACAGUCACUCCAUCCCGGGUUCCAGGCUUUGCUGUCAUUCCCCUGCCCACUGCAGAGAUGAGCACACAGACACUCUGAGAAGAAGCCUUUCCAUUCUCACCACACGGAAAAACACCACCAUGUUAUGAGUUUUUGUCCUAACUCUGGCGUUUUGAUCCAAUGUUUAAAAAAAAAAGAAAAAAAAUUAGCUUGUUUCUGUCUCAACAUCCGGCAGUUGACUCCUUUUCAGAAGACGCAUUAAUUACCUACAAAACUGCUACUUUUUAAAAGAUUUUGUAUACACACAAACCAAGGGAACAGUAGUUUACCUCCCAAUUUUCUUAGAUCUUAGGAGACUCUUAAUCAUUGGUGCUUUUUCUGAAUUUGAAAGACUUGGGCUCCAAGACUUCCCACGUGCAGGUGCAAGCAGAAAUGUUGUCGCAGAGGAAGUUGUGGCAGGAUUCCAGUGUGUGUUUCUGUUUUGAGCAGUGGUCUCCACGGAGGGGCUUGAAUGCGCGUCUGCAGGCUCGAGGAUGGAAGCCAAGGUCGACUGUGGGACCUUAGGAAGUCACUCGUCCAUAUCCCCUAGUCCCCCACUACCACCCAACUCCAGCCAUCUCAGAAACUUGGUCACCUUCAAAGGGCUCCACAAGAAUUGUCACCCUCCCUCCGUUUUCAGUUGGUUUGCUGCAUUCAGGAAGGUUUCCCCUAAUGAGCAGCGAGAACCGGGCUACUUAUUUCCCAACAAUAAGCCACUUAACCUCUGGCCAGGUACCCUACUGUAGAGACACAACCCUCUACCCACCCUCCAUACUAUGUGCCAAAAUACCCAGGCGUGGCCUAAGGACUGAGUUUAAUGCCUCCUAUAGGAUUCAAGGAAUGCUAGAGCAGGAGACUAGCAAUUUAGUUAAAGGUUAAAAGUAUAUAAAUAUAUAUAUAAAUAAAUAAAUAUACAUAUAAUAUAAUACCCACGACAAGGAUCGACAGAGUGCCAAAUAUUCAAACCUGUACAGUUACAGUCACCAGAACUAAACUAUUUUAUGAACUUCUCUUACUCACGCUUUUUUGGGUUCUUUUGAUAACUCUGACUUCCUAGCAUGCAGUAUCCUAUCUGAUGUAUUUCUUGUUGCCAAAACAGUUUCUUCCUUCUCAUUAAUAAUUUAAAUCAUUUUUAAAAGAUUGCUUUUUUAAGUUUUCUUUCUUCUGUGAGUUUUUCUUUUUUUCACUUUUAGGUGACUAUAGAAACAUUGUUGUCCAGGAUCUUCUAUGAUAACACCUCUUUCAUUUGAUGUCUGUAUUGCCAAUAUUCACCUGUAAAUAAUUCUGCAAUUAAAUUUUUUGAGAAAAGUAACAUUUACUUUUAUUG